Molecule: messenger RNA, 1692 nt
Organism: Radiomyces spectabilis
Lineage: Eukaryota; Fungi; Mucoromycota; Mucoromycetes; Mucorales; Radiomycetaceae
Product: Low temperature viability protein-domain-containing protein
Exons: 5
Coding region: 93-1610 (505 amino acids)
Biological process (GO): ribosomal small subunit export from nucleus; ribosomal small subunit biogenesis
Cellular component (GO): cytosol; nucleus; preribosome, small subunit precursor
Source: RefSeq, a predicted model, not a curated record
GAAUCUCAGUUGAAUUUGGAUUUUUUUUUUCCCUUGAAUCUCGAAAAAAAGGCUACCACCGAUUCUUUUUUCCUUUACUGGUCGCACUCGUCAUGGGAAAGAAACCUUUUAUUGAUCGCAAGCAAGCAAAGCAUUAUCAUGUCGUCCAUCGAUCGCAAAAAGAUCCGCUUGUGAAUGAUGAUGAAGCUUCGCAACGAGUCUUGAGGGAGGUUGUACCCUCGAAUAUGCUAAAGCACAAAACCAAGGAAGAGCUGGCUGCCCUUAACAAAAAGCCCGUCAAACUGUCGCAAGACGAAAUUGAUCAACGAGUGGGCAAAGCAGCUUUGUACGGUAUUUACUUUGAUGACAGCGAGUACGAUUAUACGCAGCAUUUGAAGCCUAUCGGUGCCACCGAUGCCGUUUUCCUUGAAGCUCCCGCCGCCAGGGAAAAGACAAAACCCAGCAAAACCGGCGUUGCUUUCCGUGAUGAAUUACCAGAAGAUGGCAAGGACCGUACUCUGAUUGAAAUACCGGCAGAUGUGCUUCCUUCCGAAUACGAAAUGAAAGUCGGUGUAAUGAACCAAUCCACAGGGUUAGAUGGCGGUUUGCAGCCCGAUAUGGAUCCUCGUUUGCGCGAAGUUUUGGAAGCAUUGGAAGACGAAGAAUUUAUCGACGAGGAUUUGAAUCCCGAUGACUUUUUCACCUCCUUGGAUGCUGAUGGGGAAGUUUAUGUUCCAGAAGACGACGAAGAAGAAUACGAUGAAGAGGAAGAGGAAGUGGAAGAGAUCUUUACAGAUGAAGGCAACUAUGACUGGCAAGCCGCUUUCCGCAAUUUCAAACGAGAACAGCAACGUGGUGAUUCGGAUGAUGAAGACUUUGAUGAUGAUGAUUUCGAUGAUCGACAAUCCAAAGGAACCGGGUUUUCCGUUUCGUCUUCAAUGAUGCAUCGUAAUACCCAGCUACGUUUAUUAGACGAUCGAUUUGAUAAGAUUGAAGAAGAAUACAUGGAGGACGAAGACGAAGAUGAAGAGGAAGAUUCAAAUGAUGAGGCGUUUGAAGAGCGUGGUGAUUUCGAUUCAAUCCUUGACGAAUUCUUGGAGAAAUAUGAGCUUGUGGGAAAAAAAAUGGAACCGAAGCUUGAAGGAGAAACCAGCGGCGACAAAUUGGAUACCAUACGACGAGCUUUAUUCGCUACCAAGCUGGAAGAUAACCAAGAAAAGAAAGAAUCGAGCAAAAACAAGCCGAGAAAAGAGGGCGAGUUUGAAGAUUUAUUUGCGCGACCGGAACAACGACAGAGAGAUACCUGGGAUGUGCAGAGUGUAUUAUCCACUUACUCCAACCUCGAAAAUCAUCCACAGAUGAUUUCCGAUCGCGGCAAACCAUCCAAGAAGAUUCGCAUUGAUCCCAAGACGGGUUUGCCUUGCUUGGUCGAAGUGGCAAGGAAGCCUAGAAAGAACGACGAUAGAGAGUCUGCCGAGAAUGGAGAUGACGAUGAGGCUGGUGAAGAAGAGUCCGAUGACGAAGAUGACGAAGAACGAGUGAAUCUUGGCGUAGCCCGCUCAAAGAAGGAGACAAAGGAGGAAAAGAAAGCACGAAAGUUGGCUGUCAAAGAAGCCAAAAAGGUAAGUUAGAUAGCGUAUCCUCUAUUUGAAAAAAAAAGAGUCACUGACGUUUGCAUUUCUUUGUAUUUAGAAUCGACGUGAGGAAAAGAAA